AUGGUUGGCCAAGAUGGCAUAGCUGUAGACCCUGACAAAGUCAAGGCUAUUAGGGACUUGGCACCUCCUAAGGAUGUGCACAGUGUUCGAAGUUUCAUGGGCAUGGUCACACAGCUAGGAAAGUUUUCCCCACUUCUAGCUGAGUAUUCAGAGCCAAUUAGAGAUUUGCUGAGUAGUGAAAUUACUGUAAACAAUGGGUUGUUAAUGAGAAAUGACAGGCUUAUUAUUCCAUCUGAAUUGAAAACAGAUAUUUUGGCUAGGUUACAUGAGGCCCACCAAGGGAUCAAUAAAUGUAGAUCAAGGGCAAAAGAAUCUGUUUGGUGGCUAGGAAUAAGCAAAGACAUUGAAAAUCUUGUUAAAGGGUGUGAUACUUGCGCUAAAAUGCAAAACGAAAAAAGAGAGCAAUUGAUUGCUACACCUUUUCCAGACAGGUGUUGGUCUAAGUUAGGUUCAGAUUUGUUUCAAUGGCGCGGUUGCACAUAUUUGCUGGUGAUAGAUUAUUAUUCUCGCUACAUUGAAAUAGCUAAACUCAGUUCAUUGUCGUCUGCGACUGUUGUUGCGCAUCUUAAAUCAAUAUUGUCACGUCAUGGACUAUGCGACAUUAUAGUCACAGACGGAGGUCCGCAAUAUGCUUCGGAUACUUUCAACAAGUUUUGUGCUGAUUACGGUAUCGAGCACAUAACCUCAAGUCCGAGGUACCCUAUGGGUAAUUCAGAAGCUGAACGUGCCGUACAGACUGUCAAACGUCCGCUGAACGCGUGUGAUGAUCCGUAUCUCGCUAUGUUGCAAAAUGGGCUUUCGCCAAGUCAAUUGUUAUUCGGGCGUCAGAUUAAAACUACACUCCCUCAAGCGCCACAAAAGCUUGAUCCGAAACCGGUAAAUUCUAGAGAGAUACAGCAGAAAGAAAAAAAUUACCGUAAUUACUCAAAAGAAAUUACGACAGGUCUAGACGCGCUCAGUACCUUCCUCCACUGA
This is a messenger RNA of Mercenaria mercenaria, 975 nucleotides long. RefSeq lists its product as uncharacterized. The transcript is spliced from 2 exons. The record is from RefSeq and is a predicted model, not a curated record. NCBI's taxonomy places the organism in Eukaryota, Metazoa, Mollusca, Bivalvia, Venerida, Veneridae. Gene Ontology annotation, biological process: DNA integration. Gene Ontology annotation, molecular function: nucleic acid binding. Bases 1 to 975 code for a protein of 324 amino acids.